AUGCCAGAAUUCACUAAAUCAUUAUUCUUUUUAUCAAAGUUCAACAAUAAAAUUUGUAAUAUAAAUCAAUUUAAAUCAAAUCAAUUAAUACAUGAAUCAUCUAAUUCUCAGUUAUCUUCUGAAGCAUCUAACGAUUUUGCAUUUAAGGAAUCUGAAAAACAAUCAUCUAGCAACAGUGCUAAAGUGUCUGAAUCAGUCUUUUACAAUAAUGAUAAUUCUAGUUUAAAAAAUACUCAAUCAUCACUAAAUCUUUCAACUUUAUGCAAUACACAAGAGUCUCCAUCAGCCUUGUCUGUAGAAUCACCUAAAGGUCGAUUAAUUAUAAGAAUAAUCCAAGCAAGAAAUUUAAAAGUAAAAAGUAUAGAUGCAGAACCUUAUGUUAUCUGUACAUUUGAAAAUAACGAAUUUAUAUCUCGAGGACCUGUUAUGGAUCACAACGAGCCAAUGCGUGGGAUAGCUAUUCCAAAGUCUCAUCAUUCAUCAACAUAUCUUCAUAAUACAUAUGAAAAUGGUUUAGUAACCAGAAAAAACAGUUUUUCAAAUGUCAUAUACACUGCGAAUAAUCCUUUCUGGAUGUAUCAAGUUAUAUUCGAUGUUAUCGAUUUAAAAAGUAAUAUUGAUAUAAAUGUUUAUGAUAGAAAGAAUCAUGGAUCUUUUCUAGGGCAUGUACAGAUUAAGCCUAUUUUUAUACAUAAAAAAGAAACAAAACACUGGUAUAAAUUAGAAACUUUAGAAAAAGAAGAUGAGAAUAUUGCAGAAAUUCAUUUAGAAAUGAUAUAUGAACAAAUUAAUAAGCGACAUUAUGGUCCGGACGAUUUUGAAAUACUAAAACUUAUUGGGAAGGGCACUUUUGGCCAAGUUUAUCAAGUAAGAAAGAUCGACAAUAACAGAAUUUAUGCCAUGAAGGUUCUAUCUAAGAAAACGAUAGUCCAAAAAAAAGAAAUCAAACAUACUAUUGGUGAAAGAGAUAUAUUAGUACGUACUACUAUUUCGGAUUCACCAUUCAUAAUUGAUCUUAAAUUUUCAUUCCAAACACCCACAGAUUUAUAUCUAGUUACUAGUUAUAUGAGUGGAGGAGAACUCUUUUGGCAUCUUCAAAAAGAAGGGAGAUUUCCAGAACCCAGAGCUAAAUUUUAUAUAGCAGAGCUAAUUCUUGCAUUAGAACAUUUGCACAACCAUGAUAUAGUAUAUAGGGAUCUUAAACCCGAAAAUAUACUACUUGAUGCAAAUGGUCAUAUUGCAUUGUGCGAUUUCGGGCUGUCUAAAGCAAAUUUAUCUUCUAAUUCCACAACAAAUACCUUUUGCGGAACUACUGAAUAUUUGGCCCCAGAAAUUCUUUUAGAUGACUCAGGAUAUACUAAACUAGUAGACUUUUGGUCACUUGGUGUCCUUGUAUUCGAGAUGUGUUGUGGUUGGAGUCCAUUUUAUGCAGAAGAUACACAGCAAAUGUAUAAAAAUAUUGCAUUUGGAAAAGUUCGUUUUCCUAAAAAUAUAUUAAGUCUUGAAGGAAGGAAUUUUGUAAAAGAGCUUUUGAAUAGGAACCCUAAACAUAGACUUGGCGCCACUAGAGAUGCAUUGGAACUUCGAGAACAUAGUUUUUUUCAUGAUAUAGACUGGGAUGCACUAUUAAAGAAAAAAAUUCCACCACCAUUCAAGCCUGUAAUCUCGGGAGAAUCUGAUGUUAGUAAUUUUGAUUUAGAGUUUACUUCUGCUCCAAUACAGAAACCUGAAAACAAUAUACAUGCAUCCACUCCUUUGAGCUCAACUAUGCAAGCAAUUUUUAAAGGAUUUACAUUUGUUGAUGAAAGCUCUUUUGACGAUCGUUUUGAAAAAAGUUUUUUCAAACAAUCUAUUUUCAUGGAUCAAGAUCAAAAUUUAAACUAUUGCAAUAUAGAUGAUAGCGAAAAUUAUCAUACAGAUAAUAACUAUAAAAACGAUAGCCAAAUAAAUGACGAUAGAACAAUGAGCAUUGUACAAACAGAAGAUGAAAUCUUUCAGGGUAAUUUUGAUUAA
Molecule: messenger RNA, 2013 nt
Organism: Pneumocystis murina B123
Lineage: Eukaryota; Fungi; Ascomycota; Pneumocystomycetes; Pneumocystales; Pneumocystaceae
Exons: 9
Coding region: 1-2013 (670 amino acids)
Biological process (GO): protein phosphorylation
Molecular function (GO): protein serine/threonine kinase activity; ATP binding
Source: RefSeq, a predicted model, not a curated record